Molecule: messenger RNA, 744 nt
Organism: Lasiodiplodia theobromae
Lineage: Eukaryota; Fungi; Ascomycota; Dothideomycetes; Botryosphaeriales; Botryosphaeriaceae
Exons: 1
Coding region: 1-744 (247 amino acids)
Source: RefSeq, a predicted model, not a curated record
AUGUCGUCAACAGAGACACCAACCACACCCACACCAUCCAACCCCGAGCCGGACACUCAAGUCAUAGACGAUUUCGUACCACUCCCUCCCCCAGACCAACCAGAAGCCUCUCCAUAUCUAAAGACCGAGGGCGUCUUCGGGCUCUACGCCUUUUUCCCCGCCUCCGACGCCGAGCUCUUAGCCAUCGCACGGGCGUGCCACGCGGGCCUCGUAGCGGAUGGCGCCUGGGGCGGUCCCAACGGGCCUACACAGAACGUACUCCGGCCAGCCCCCAAGCCGCUGUGGCUGGGGGAGGAAGAGGCCACGGUCGAGCGGGUCGUCGCGUACCACCGCGACGUGAUACUGCGGUCGCCGGGCUGGGGCGGCGCGUUCUUUGAUAGAGGGCACAUGGUGAUAGCGAAGACGCCGGAUUGGCGGACCGAGGGCGUGACGAUGGUGAUGGUGGAGGCCAUGUGGCUGCAGGAUAUCGAGGAUGCGGGAGAGGCGUAUAAGCGUGGAUGGGAUGAGUGGACUUUCAGGCCAGGGGCGGUGGGGGAGGUGAUCGCGAAUCUGCAGAUUGGUAAUAUGUGCUGGAGGGAGUUUACUCAGAUGGAGAGCAUGCAACCUGAAGGGAAGAAGCCGGACCAGAGAAAUAGGAAAAGAAUGAUUGAAAUGUUGGACGAAGGCGAAGAGGACGAGAAGAGGUGGGCAGAGGAGUUGGCCAAGGAAUAUGAGGAGAGGGAUAAGUUGGUCAACCAGUAUUGA